AGAUUCAAAUGCGACAUAUGCGAUAAGAGCUUUACACGAUCCACUACUCUCCAAGAGCACCGAAGAUCUCACAACAACGAAAGACGUUGGGCUUGUCAACUUUGUCCAACACGUUUCGUGCGUUUGAAGGACCGCAACCGACACGAAGCACUUCAACAU
Hyaloscypha bicolor E is the source of this 159-nucleotide messenger RNA. RefSeq lists its product as uncharacterized. The annotation marks the transcript as partial. Lineage: Eukaryota; Fungi; Ascomycota; Leotiomycetes; Helotiales; Hyaloscyphaceae. The record is from RefSeq and is a predicted model, not a curated record. The transcript has a single exon.